CGCAGUGCCGAGUGCAACCUCCUCUCAUGCGUUGGUUGUUACUCCAGCUGCCGGGCCCUCGCGAGGGUGAUGGAUUUUGAGAAUCUUUUCUCCAAACCCCCCAAUCCGGCUCUGGGUAAAAAACCGACCGCGGACUUUGAUGAAAGAAUCGAUGAUGGAAUAGAUGAUACAGAAGUUGAAGAAACACAAGAAGAGAAAAUAAAAUGGGAAGUAAAACUGGAAUGUGAACGAAUACCCAAAAAAUUUAAGCACUUUGGGAACUCUACAACAUCACCAAAGAAUUUGCAAUAUAGAAAAUCAAGAAGUAAGGACUACGAUGUGUAUAGUGAUAAUGAUAUCUGCAGUCAGGAAUCAGAAGAUAAUUUUGCUAAAGAGCUUCAGCAGUAUAUACAAGCUAAAGAGAUGGCAAAUGCUGCUCAAUCCUUACCAUGUUCUGAAGAAUCAAGGAAGAAAGAAGGAGUGAAGGAUACCCAGAAAGCUGUUAAACAAAAAAACAAAAACCUUAAAGCUGUUCAGAAAAAUGGUAAACAGAAGAAAAUGAAGCGAAAAUGGGCUGGUGCUGGACAGAAAGGAUCAAACAUCUCACUGCGGAGCAGUGGCUCACUGGAAAAGGAUGAUAAACCUAAAGAGAAGCAGCAGCAUGUGAGAAUGAGUCAGGGAUUCAUCAACCAACAUACGGUGGAACGCAAGGGGAAACAAAUUUGUAAAUAUUUUCUUGAGCGGAAAUGUAUUAAGGGAGACCAGUGUAAAUUUGACCAUGAUGCAGAGAUAGAGAAGAAAAAGGAAAUGUGUAAAUUUUAUGUACAAGGAUAUUGUACCAGAGGUGAAAACUGUCUGUAUUUGCAUAAUGAAUAUCCUUGCAAGUUUUACCAUACAGGAACAAAAUGUUAUCAGGGUGAAUAUUGCAAGUUUUCACAUUCUCCACUGACUCCUGAAACACAGGAAUUGUUGGCUAAAGUUUUGGAUACUGAAAAGAAAUCAUCAUGAAAAUAAAAGGCAUAAAAAGAUGAAUGAAGUGAUCCCAUUACUUCAAGGAAAAUAAUUGAAAAUAUUUGUUAUCAAUCGUAAAAUUCUGGCUUUUGAGCAAAAAAUUACAAUUUUGGAACAUUUGAUCUGCUUCUGUAUGCUUGAAAGCUUUCCUAUACUUUUUGGUAAGAUUGGUUGGUGAUCUUAAAGACUGGUGAUAUUUUAAGAUGUGUUUUAAAUAAUGUACAAUUCAAACAUUUGAGAGGUGUGCAUAAAUUAAUAAGCUAAUAUUUUCCAAAUAAGUAAGGAAUGAUGUUACAAAGUUAUGCAUGAGUUAAACAUCCAUCCAACCUAUAAUAUAGAUUAAUGGGUUUUAAUAUAACAGUACAAAAAGUUCCUUCUUGUGGUUUCAUAUUUUAUAUUGCAACUGGAAAUUUAAUUGCAUUUGCUUUUAGUAUUUAUUUGCCCACCAUUUCAUUUUUUAGUUUGUCUAAGUUUUAACCUUUCUUAUAUGUAGUAUAUAGUUGGGAUUUGUUUUAUGAGCCAAACAUAAAAUCCUUUCCUACUUUUGAUAGUGAAUUAUAAGCCCAUUCACAUUUAUUGAAAUGACUGAAUGUUUAGGUUAGCUUCUGUCAUUUUAUAUUAUAGUUACCACAUAAAUUAUGUUAAAAUAUGUUUUCCCUCUAUGAUGCAUUUUUUGUUCUUUUAUAAAUUUUGCUUUCUUCCUCUUUUUAUUCUUUCUGUUCUUUUAACACUUUUUUUUAAAAGAUUUUAUUUAUUCAUGAGAGAGAGAGAGGCAGAGACAUAGGCAGAGAGAGAAGCAGGCUCCAUGCAAGGAGCCUGACAUGGGAUUUGAUCCCAGGACCCCACUAUCACGACCUGAGCCAAAGGCACAUGCUCAACCACUGAGCUACCCAGGCGUCCCUCCUUUUCCACUUUUAUCCAAUAACUCUUAUUAAAUUUCCAUUAAAAUUUCUCCUAUUCUGUCUUAGAGUCUACAUUUUUGACAUGAUCUCUUUUUUGUAUCAUUUUUGAGAUCAGCCAACUCUUGUUUCAUUACUUGUAUUCUUUUGUUCAGUUUUUUUUUUUUUUUAAGAUUUUAUUUAUUCAGAGAGAGAGAGAGAGAGGCAGAGACACUGGCAGAGGGAGAAGCAGGCUCCAUUCAGGGAGCCUGACAUGGGACUUGAUGCCAGGUCUCCAGGAUCAUGCCCUGGGCUGAAGGCGGCACUAAACCGCUGAGCCCCCUGGUCUGCCCUUUGGUUCAGUUUUUGUCUUAGGUUUUGAAUUUCAAAAUCAGGUGUUUUUUUCAUAUUCCUAAACAGAGAUAUUUAAUUCAGUUUGGAUUUCUGUGUUACAGUUCUCUGCUGGUGCAUGGUUUUUUUUGAGGGAAGGGAGUAGGGGUGGCUAAGUUGGUAAUCUUCACUAGCUGAUGUGUUUUUGUUGUUUUUUUCUGUAGUUUUAUAUAGAUGAAGAGUACUUAUGACUACGCCCGUUCAAGACUUGGAGUGGUUUACAAGCGUCCUCAUUUAAAGCGCCCUCUUGUGUCGUUAUCAUGUUGUGCAUCUUCUUUAAUGGAUGAUGCAGAUGGGACAGAAUCUAGUGUAGAAGUGAGGGGAUUAGUCUUCACCAAGCUGUUUCAGCCAGUGGAACAGGAGAGGAGCAUACAUGGCAGAGAUGCUGGCUGGUAGGCAGAUGUUGUGGUAGUAAAUUGUAUAAGUCUUUUCUGAUUGAGUUUUGUCAAUAAAAUAGGAAGCAAGAUUAGGCUGAGUGAGGAUGAAGAGAUCUAGGAGAUCGAAGAGAGAAAACUGUUAGGUUUCUCUAAGAAGACAUUGGGAUAAUAGGUAGAUGACUAUAUGGUUAGAUCUUUUCAUGUCAUUAAAUACAUUUGCAACAUAUUUUUAAUGGUUGCUCACAGUUUUGUUUUAUGGCUUAAAUUAUGGAUUUAUGAUAUUUUUUAAAAAACCACUUUCUUGUUGCUUCCAAUUUCUUACUAUUGUAAAUAAAAUGGAACAAUGUCUCUUGCUAUACCAUUCCUACACUUGGAGUUCUUAACUUUUUUGUUGUCAAGAUAUGGAAAUGGUUAUCUUUCUCAUUGGUUCAUAAACUAGUGAGAUUGUACACUUGUGUAAAAUGUAAAUUUUAGAAGUGUGAUGAUAUCUUUAAUAGUCAAAGGCAAAAUUCUCCAACCACAAUCAUGAGGUUCUAAAUAUGUACUUUUAUAUAGUGGUACUAAUUAUUAUUAGAAUAAUACUGUGAGACUGAAACUGUCAUUAUCAUAUUGUUGUAUUGCUGGGAAAACUAAUAGCAUCACUAACUUGCUGUAUACACAGAGUAUAUACCAAAGGUAGUGAAUUCUUAGCCAAGUCCAUUUGAAAAUAUGAGUCAGUUAUUUUGCUUGUAACCUAGUCCUGCUAAAGCAAGAAAGGGAAUUGCACGUACUUCAAGCAAAGGUUUAUCAGACAAGACCUAGGAAAGAAAGAAAUCAGGAUAGACUCCUGAUGCCCUUAGCAUCUCUUCAUGCCCCAUUGCUGUCUCCUAGGUUGAUUGGUUCAUUUCCUGGUGGUGGCUAGGGUGGAGGGCAAGACAGUGCACUAAAAGCUGCUAUUGGUGGAAGACACAGAGGAGAGAGGUUGAGUUGAUACUUCAGAAGUAUCCGUUAAAAAAGUCUUUAAUAAUUUAAUGAAAUUGUGCAAAGGAGUAAUUAUAUUACUAGAAUUGAUACUUUGUAAUUAUAUUACUAGAAUUGAUACUUUGUAUCUUUUAAACAUCACAGAACUCAAAGGAUUUCCAGAUCCUGUCAUACAUAGCUCACCAUUCUAGAAGGUCAGUUUUAUAGCAAACCUAUAUGUAAGCUAACAUUGGUCAGCAAUAAGCAACACUAGUGCACACUUACCUUCUGUGGGCACAAUGCUUUUUUAAUACUGUUUAACUUUCUUGUAUAAGCCAUAUUACUCUGUGAGGUGGAUAAUGGGAUCAAUGGCAUAGAAAAGGGAAUAAAUAAGAACAUUUACCUUCUAUUUUUUCUGUUUCCAUGAACCUUAAAAAGUCUUAUAUUUAAUCUUCUAUGACAGUCUACAGUUUAUUUCCUUAUAAUGUUAUCUCACAUAUACUUUAAUACUGAUGAGGUAUAAAUUUUUACCCAUAAAGUUCAUGUAUAAGAAAAAAAUAAGUUUAUAUUCUAAGUGGCAGGACUCAUCAUCUCACUUGUAAACUUAGAAGACCAAGCAGAGGUUUGAGGGGCUGAGAAGUCAGAGAAGUUAAAAAAAAAAAAAAAAAAAAAAAAAAACUCUUCCUUUACUUCUAUUUUAUUUUAUUUAUUUUUUUUAAUUUUUAUUUAUUUUUUUAUUUAUGAUAGUCAACAACUUCUAUUUUAAAGAGGCAGACAUAUUUGUGUUCGUGAACUCUCUUAACUUCUGGUAAAUCAAGUUGAGGAGAGACCCCUUCACACCUAAAGCAGCCAUUAGGCUGUGGGUGUCUUCUAUCUGGGUGGUUAUUGCACCCUCUUUCACACUUUCUGACCUUUCUGCUCUCUAGCUCACUCUCUUUUCCUCAGUUAGAGCCCAUUUCCUAGUGUCCUGCUUCAGCCAUGUCCCCACCCCGAGCAGUACUCAGAUCAAGACCCAUUUGUUCACCAGGUCUUCAGUGCCCUAUGGUAUGGCCAUCUCAGCUGUAUCCGUUUAGUUCCUGCCAUCAUGUGCUCCUCGCUUCUCUUCUGGUUUCCUCCUGUGAGGUAAAUAUCCCUGACCCUUGAUGCGGCUCAGGCAGGUACCUGAGUACUAAAACCAUAAUUGGUCAGAAAAAAUUCUGGACCAGAACUAUAAGACCGUUGUGAUAGGAAAGUCUACGUGGAUUUCUGCAUCAUUUAGCCAGCACAGCGAUCUUGGCUAUGUUAAAGUUAUCUCUAUAGUUGGCUUUUUUUUAGAGCCAAAACAAAAAUGACAAACUGGCUAUCUAACCUCUCAUUACCAGAAUGGAGGUGGGAUAUAAAACCUCACCUCUCCUAAUAAUUCAUGCAAACAGUUCUUACGUGGGUCUACUUCAUGAGUAGAAUGAACAUAGUUGUAAUUUCUAAGAUUCUGUGUGACAGGUUUCCUAUAACUUUUUUUGUGGUCAGUUACUAAAAGCCACAAGACAGUAAAACUCUUUUUUUUUUUCAGUUGGUAAGAUAAUAGAAGUCGAGUGUACAGUCUUUUAGUGUUUCAUCUUGAUCUGGUUGUAGAACUUAAGGAAUUCGGCCCCAGAGAUGUUAAAUGACUUGUCCUUUGUCUUAAUAGGCUUCUUGACUACCAGCACAAGUGUGUUAAUUCACUGACUGGUUUUGAUAACCAUCAUGCAGUGAUGCAUGUCUGUUUGAUAAGCAUAACCAUUGGAGGGUUACUUUCAAAGAUUUCUUUUGAGCUAUUGCUUGUUGAGGUCAAAAUACUAUGAUAUGAUGAUCUGGCCUGAGGAAUAUGGGGUUCAUACUGCCAAUUAGAAGCACAAAUGCCACAUUUGGGAUUUAGUGAGAUUAGAAUAUCUCAGGUUAAACACCUGCUGAAUGCUAGGAUCAUACAUAGGAAAUCCUUUUUAAUACCUGUUACAGUCCUAUAAUAGGGAGUAUUAUAGCAAUAGUGAUUGCUAUUGCUAUUUACAGAUAAGAAAACCAUGUUUGUAAGAAGACAUUACCUGGCCUGAGUCUCCAUAGCUUAUAUGCUUAGUUGCAUACCAUUACACGUUUUCUCCCUUUCCUAACAAAAUUUCAGUUUUGCUUAGGUGUCCUUCUUUCCUCCAUAAUACCAUCUGUGCUUUGUAGAUGGUGGGCUCUGGCUUCAACCCUUAGGGUUGUAUCAACAAGGAUCUAAAGUUGUGGUUCCCAACCUUGGCUUCAAAUUUUAAUCUUUCUAAAGAGAAACUUAAACAGUGAUGCCUGGAGCCUGCUCCCAGAAACUCUUGAUUUUUUUUGGCAGAGGGCAGGGUACAGGGACGCCUGGGGUGUGGACAUGAGAUUUUUGGUAGCUCCCAGGUGAUUGUAAAGCAUAGCCAAAGUUGAAAACCACUGGUCUCAACAACUAGGAAGUUCCAUUCUUGCCAAUAGCUGGUUUGGGCUUGAACUAUAAAUACAUGUCCUCUGGUACACUUCUGGGAGAGUUAACAUCUCUUAAGAUACACAGGAGGUUAGACAUUGCCAUGUCUAAAUAUGACACCAAGAACUGAUGUUGCUGUCUUAUGACCUCAAGGGGAACUAGCUAACCAGCCAAAGUGACAGCGAAGGAAGUUGGGAAGAAGCUGGGUCCUUGAUGACAACUGAGCCAUGGACUUCACCAGCCUUGCAAGAUAUCAACCUACAGAUUUCGUUAUACCACAUGAAUAACCUAUUUUCUUUACUCUUUAAACCAUUUUGAUUUGAGUUCCCUGUUACCUACAGCCAAAGGCAAGCUAGUAAAUGUGAGCCAAGAAUCAAACCUCCAUUUGUCUGCAAAAGUUCACGUUUCUCUCCUGACCACCUUCUUCACCAAAGACUGUUUUCAAUCUCUGCUCCUGUGGACAAUACAGAGUAAGAAACAGGUGUUAGAGAGGAGGAAACGUGACAGUGGGCAGGGCUGUGUUCCCUCCCAGCAUGGAACAGAAACUGGGGAGGAAUAAAUAUAUUUAAAGGAGAAAAUGUACAUGUUAGGUCAGGAGGGAUAAGAUGCCCAACUCACCUCAAAGUGGCGUCGAUUCCUGUGAAAUUUGUAACACUUUUCACAUUAUUUAAAAAUAACAUAAGAAAAUAGUAGACGUAUUUUUCGUUGCUAUGUGUCAUUCUGAGAUAUGUCUUUAUUUUCGUAGUUAACAUCUCUGCAAUUGGAAUUUUACAGUUGAUGGAAUAUCACAUUUUACUCAGCAGGUUAUUUUUUCUUACUGGUACAUAAUAAAGGGUAGAUCUUGCCAAGAAGUUAGUGACGUUUAGAUUUGAAUGUAAUUUUUUAACUGAACUUAUAUAUGUAUAUAGUCAAACGUUUAAUAUAAAAUAAACUUCUGAAAUUUAUUUUGGAUUAAUAAAUUAUGAAAACAUAAAAAGGUUUCUUAAAUGAA
Molecule: messenger RNA, 7020 nt
Organism: Nyctereutes procyonoides (raccoon dog)
Lineage: Eukaryota; Metazoa; Chordata; Mammalia; Carnivora; Canidae
Gene: ZC3H8
Product: zinc finger CCCH-type containing 8
Exons: 9
Coding region: 70-987 (305 amino acids)
Biological process (GO): negative regulation of DNA-templated transcription
Cellular component (GO): nucleus
Molecular function (GO): RNA binding; metal ion binding
Source: RefSeq, a predicted model, not a curated record